Molecule: messenger RNA, 2052 nt
Organism: Anopheles marshallii
Lineage: Eukaryota; Metazoa; Arthropoda; Insecta; Diptera; Culicidae
Gene: sw
Product: cytoplasmic dynein 1 intermediate chain
Exons: 10
Coding region: 1-2052 (683 amino acids)
Biological process (GO): transport along microtubule
Cellular component (GO): cytoplasmic dynein complex
Molecular function (GO): dynein light chain binding; dynein heavy chain binding
Source: RefSeq, a predicted model, not a curated record
AUGGACCGAAAGGCGGAACUGGAGCGGAAGAAGGCCAAACUACAGGCCCUCCGGGAAGAGAAGGAUCGCCGGAGGAAGGAAAAAGAGCAGAAAGAUUUGGAAGAGGCAGCUGGGAAGCUGGGUCACUCGGAAACUAGCGCACGAAAGGAUCUGGAUGAGAUGCUUUCCUCAUUGGGUGUGGCCCCUGUGUCCGAGGUGCUGUCGUCAUUGUCGUCAGUCAAUUCCGCCACCUCCGAUCAAUCUACCACCCACACGCCCGAUGCCAGCCUGCAGCCAAGCAUCAAUGGACAAAGUUAUCGCAAAAAGCCGGUCAACCUGUGCCUGGUAUCCGUACAGGCCACCAACAUUCCCCCAAAGGAGACGGUCGUUUACUCGAAACAAACCCAAACGAACAGUUCCGGUGGUCACGAGCGCGACGUUUUUUCUUGCCAUUCCUCACCUCUAUCAGGAUAUAUGGAGGAUUGGUGGAGACCGCGUAAAGCCCACGCAACCGAUUAUUACGAUGAAUACAAUCUUAACCCCGGUUUAGAGUGGGAGGAUGAGUUUACAGGUGACGAUGAGGAAAGCUCCCUCACCCAUAUCGACCAUGGGUUCCACUCGAAACUGCCGCCAGGUAUUUUGCCCCACGGUCUGCCGACAGUUAAGGAGGUCGCACCGGCCAUCACGCCACAGGAGCAAAAGAAGGAAGAUCUGAAGGAAGUGAAAGAACUUUCUGCAGAGCAGAAACAGAUGAUCAUACUCUCGGAGGACUUCCAACGUUUCAUCUUGCGCGCGGGCAAGGUAAUGGAACGAGCCCUGUCCGAAACGGUGGACAUCUACACAGACUACAUCGGUGACGGUGAGGCAGACGAUAUGAACGACGAAAAGUCCCAUGCCCGUUUGUCGCUGAACCGGACAUUCUACUGCGACCGCUGGUCGAAGAACCGAUGCGUGACAUCGUUCGACUGGUCGACACACUAUCCGGAGUUGAUGGUUGCGUCGUACCACAGCAACGAGGAGACACCGAACGAACCAGAUGGUGUGGUGGUCGUGUGGAACACCAAGUUCAAGAAGCAAACGCCCGAGGAGGUAUUCCACUGUCAGAGUGCCGUCAUGUCGACCUGCUUCGCCAAGUUCCACCCGAACCUGAUACUCGGCGGUACCUACUCGGGCCAGAUUGUGCUGUGGGAUAACAGGGUUCAGAAGCGUACACCGAUUCACCGAACACCGCUCAGCGCCAACGCCCACACGCAACCAGUGUACUGUCUGUCGAUGGUCGGUACCCAGAACGCGCACAACGUCAUCUCGAUCAGCUCGGACGGUAAGCUGUGCUCGUGGAGUUUGGACAUGCUGUCGCAGCCGCAAGACGUGCUGGAACUGCAGCACCGCCAGUCGAAGGCCAUCUCCGUCACCUGCAUGGCGUUCCCGCACAACGAGGUGAACAAUUUCGUGCUCGGCGGCGAGGACGGAUACGUUUACUCGGCCAGCCGUCACGGUAACCGGUCCGGCAUUGGCGAAACGUACGAGAAGCAUCUUGGUCCGGUGACGGGCAUCUCGGCGCACCACAACCAAUCGUCGCCCGACUUUGGUCACCUGUUUCUCACCUCCUCGAUUGAUUGGACGAUCAAGCUGUGGAGCCUGAAGGAUAACAAACCACUGUACUCAUUCGAGGACAACUCGGACUAUGUGAUGGAUGUGGCCUGGUCGCCGAUCCAUCCCGCACUGUUUGCCGGUGUCGAUGGUAGCGGUCGGCUCGAUCUAUGGAACCUCAACCAGGACACGGAGGUACCGACCGCCUCGAUCACGGUGGACGGACAGCCAGCACUGAACCGUGUCAGCUGGACACCAUCCGGAUUGCACGUGACGGUGGGCGAUGAAGCCGGUCGCAUCUACGUGUACGAUGUGGCGGACAAUCUCGCCAACCCGCGCAUGGACGAAUGGAACAAGCUGAACGCGGUGCUGUACGAGCUGAAGAUGAACCAAACGGACGAGUUUGACGAAAAAGACAAAAAGUCACCGGUGCCGCAGAACAAUACGUCGCUGACAUCGCUUACCAGCACGCCGCUCAUAUGA